Messenger RNA from Patella vulgata (common limpet), 3275 nucleotides. RefSeq names its product transforming growth factor beta regulator 1. Gene Ontology annotation, biological process: regulation of cell cycle. The coding region runs from base 204 to 1475 and encodes 423 amino acids. The record is from RefSeq and is a predicted model, not a curated record. Gene Ontology annotation, cellular component: nucleus. The transcript has 10 exons. NCBI's taxonomy places the organism in Eukaryota, Metazoa, Mollusca, Gastropoda, Patellidae.
UAUACUUCCGAUAGGACCCCCAUACUAAAGUUUGUUUUUGUUUAGGUCGUGUUUUAAUUAACGUUUGCACAAUUCUUGUAAUACCAUACACAUUCAGUGAGUAAUUGAUCAUGAUCGUAGUUUUGAAGAAUCGCCGCUUACAACAAGAACAGCUAAAUAUUAAAAUAGAUGGAAGACAACUGAAUUAAUAAAUAAUAGUAAGAAUGAAUAACAUAAAUAUGAAUUCAACUCCUACAAAUCCCAGUAUAGAUCUGCAACGUAGAAUAGUACAGCAACCUCAUCCAUCACAUCAACCACCUUUCCCGGCUGUGAAUCCAAUACAGAUGCCAAUCCCAAUUCAGAGUUCAGAAGCCCUUGCACGUUUAUCACUUCCUGGACAGUUUAAAGCUGUCAGAAAUAACACCGGUAGAUCCCAAGAUUAUUACUACAGAAAAUGGCGGAAACUGAAGAAAAUAGUUAAAAAUACUGUAUUUUUGAAUGCAGCGGCGUGUGAUGAAGUAGUUCGGGUUGAAGAAAAGCUGGCUAAAGUAAAAGAAGAGAGAAGAUAUCUAUUACGUAAACUAUUACAAUAUCAAUCUUUACCUGAUGUAACAAGUCCAGUUGUUAAAACUGAACCAUCUGUUGUUAAUAAAGCCUCUAAAAGUCCAAGUAGUUCAGUAGUAGUAUCAGAGCCUAGUAGUACCGAGGUUAUUGUUAAGGUGAAGCCAAAAAAGAAACUUUCAGCUGCUGCUAUUGAGAAGAAAAAGGCUGCUACUACUAAAGAAAUUCUAGAUUCUCUUCAACCUAAACCCAAAAAAUCAAAAAGUCAAAAUAUGAAACGUACCAUACCGCCUAUACCAUUAGAUUCUCUAGGUCGACCAGUCUUUCCAAUGGUGAUGGGAGAUCUAACCCUGCAUAGUAUAGGAGAGAUUUUAAGUGACAAGGGUAACUUUCAUUGUACAGAUAGUAUUUAUCCUGUUGGAUAUGUUAGUACACGUUUAUAUGCUAAUAUGCAUAAUCCUGAUGUUAAAUGUAUGUAUACAUGUAAGAUAUCUGAUGUUAGCUCACGACCAGUGUUUGAUAUCGCCCCUGAUGAUAGUCCAGAAAAAAUAAUUCGGGCACUUACUCCAGAUGAAUGUAUAGCCCAGUUAAUUAAAAUCAUCAAUAAGGCCAAAGGAACAGAAUUGGCAGCAUUAAGUGGUAAUGGUUUAGAUUUCUUUGGUUUGUCUCAUCCUCUAGUUCGUAACCUGAUACAAAGUUGUCCAGGAGCCAAAAAAUGUCCAGGAUAUAAGUGGGUAAAAUUUGAAGUGAAUAAAAACGAAUCUUUAGAGAGUAUAGAACAUUGUACAUCUGAUCCGGUUGUCCAUUUUGAUGCAUUAAAGAAAAUCCUAGCACAAAUAGGUGCUUUAAAAAAUCCUCUCCUAGAACAAUCGUCUAAUCUGAGAUCUUUGUUGACAAGUGGUCCAUUUUCUAAACCGAGUACCAGCACAUUGUAAAUAUCUACCAGUACAUGUGUGAGAGAACUGUGUUUAGCAGAUUUUUGUAUUUGUUAGAAGCAAGAUAAUUGCCGGCCAUAUCGUUUGUAUUUGUUACCAUAAUAAAUUAAAAAUAAGCAAUAAAUAUUAUCAUGUCAUCAUUGAUAUAUGUAUACUUAAGCAGUGGACACAUUAGCCGUAUCGUUCGGCCAAAUCGUUCGGCCAAAUCGUUCGACUGAAUCAAUCGGCGCCGAAUUUUAUUCGGUCGAAUGGGUGGACACACUAGCCGAAUGCUUCGCCCGAUUCAACCUGUCGGUUGCAUCACCUUUCACGUCACAUAUUUAAACAUGGCGCCGUCUAUGUCUUCAAUCUAUCACGUGACUUCUCGAUAUGAGUGGUGAUUGGCUAAUGAAUUCUAUAUUCGGCUGAAUGCUUCGGCGAAGCGGACACACCAGGCGAAUAUAAUUUGGCUGAAUAUAUCAAACGUGUUUGAUUCGGGCGAAUCAUUCGACCGAAUGACAGUGGACACACUAGGCGAAUUUCGACGCCAAUUGAUUCGGCUAGUGUGUCCACCGCUUUAGAUUCAUUUAUUAUCUAUAGUAUUGACACAGAUUAAUAUUAUGAACAACACCAGGUAGAUAGUCCAAUACAAAUUACUACAGACACUUUUUAGUACAUGCUUAGCACAGUUUCUGUACUUGUGUAUUUCAAGCUAUAAUCUGUUCAUGCACUUGUACUCAAAUAUUAUAAAUAUGGCUUAUAUUUAUCUAUAACGGUUUUCAAUUGAAGUUCUCUCUUGGAAGAUGAAUAUUACAGUAAACUUUCAAUGGUAGUUAUUUCUGUUUGCAAUAAAAUUAACAGCAAUUCUAUGAUGUUUUGUGUAGAUACAUGAUUGGGUUAUUCAUCAUUUAAUAUAGUAUACUAAAAAAAAGAAAUAAAAUGGCCGGCAGUUGUCCCAGAUCUGUAGCUGUGCAUGGUUUCAAACAAAUCUAAAGAUUAUGUUGCAAGUAAAGAUAGCUGUCUUAAAGGGACAAUAACACUCUUGCUGGCUUGUUUAAAUUAUCCAUUAAAUCCUAUUUUACUUGUCCAGAGGGUUCAAAAAUAUUUUUAAAUCCAAGUAACAUUUGAAAAGCUUUACGUCAGGCUUUUCAAAUCAUUUAGUUGAAUUUUUCCAAUUUUUUAAAUUAGGUGUGUUAAGAUGAAAUUUGUAUCAUCAAUUAAUUGGAAUAUUGUAUAAUAGUACAAUUUGUUGACCAGAAUAAAGAUUGGGACAUAUUAUUCAGUUACAACAAGAGUGGUAUUGAGCCUUUAAAAUUUGAAUAAAGUUUUUAUUGUGGAUUGGUUGAAAUUCGUUAAUCCACCCUUAUGUAUUAGGUUGUUAACUAAAAAUGGCAGUAGCCAAUAACCACAAUAAGUCCAGUAGGUUGGAAUUUGACAAGUAUGAGAAUCGAACACUGGCUCUACCCUCUGAGACUUUCCCAGUAUCUUAUUGUGGCUCACCUACAAUGGUGAAAUAUUCCAAAUUGUAAUUAAUGGCUGCAUGAUUGACCUAUUUGGCAACAACAGUAACAAAUUGUUGUCCUAAUAUAUCCAUUUUCUUUUUUACCUUAGAGAUCACAGCUAGCAUACUCAGCUAUUGUAGUUCAAAGGUUAUCGAAUUUGGAAAGCAGGUUUUAUGCAAAAAUAUCAUUCAGACCUAAUUUAAUGUCUGUGUGAUUGAGAAAAGGUGAACUAUGAACCAACUUCAAUCAAACACUGGCUUAUUAACUUAAAUAACUGUAAAUAUUUAUAAGAAGAAUAAAUUUGUUGUUUAACAUUUUA